CGGGUGGUUUCCGUGGCGAGAGGAAUAGAAGAGAAGUGGCAAUUGUGUUUUUAAUAAAAAUACGAAUAAUAAAGAAAAGAAAAGUAUUAAUUAAUAUGGCGGACAAAGUGGAAGAGGGAAAAAAGCUUAGACAAAAGAAGCUCUAAUUUUACCCUAAAUGGGAAAAAUGUUUUUUUAGCAAUCAUGGAGAAGUACAAAAAUAUAAUAGAGUGCAAAAGAACAGACGCUAUAAGUAGCAAAUGUAAACAAAAGACAUGGAACGAAAUUUGCAACGAAUUUAAUGCAAAAUGUAUUUCUCCAGAGCACCGCCCUGCAGAUAAAUUAAAACUAUUAUGGGAUAACCUGAAGCGAAGUGCUCGCAAACAUUUGAGCACUCUGCGACAGGAAACCUUCAAAACCGGAGGUGGCAGGAACCCAGUAAAGGAAGACUUGCUGUGCCUGCAAGUCAAAGAAAUACUUGGAAGCGCAAUUGAUCCCCUGGACAAUCCUUUUGAUGACGAUGGCCUGGCAGUAACAGGAAGCUUCGCAAAGGAAUUGGAUCAUUUAGAAGUGGAUGCAGUUCACAGAAACGAGGAAAGCAUUGAAAUCAUUUUUAUAAACGAUGAAGAACCCACCCUUGAUAAGACAAUGAAUGACGAUGAUGACUGGUCCGAAUGGAAUCCUUCAUUGCUGAGGAAGGAUAGGAGUCCACUAUUGCAGAUCCCGUCGUGCGUAAACACACCGAAGGGUUCAGAACACGAUCAUCUUGAUAAAAUCGUACGAAAACGAUUAUCAUAUAAACCAUACAGUAGAAGACGAUCAAAUAAGCCAUCAUCACUAAAGAACUUUGGCGCCAUGAUUCAAGCAAAAGUGGAUUACUUGGAAUUUUUUAAAAAAGAGGCUUCAGAGAAAAAUGAGAAGCAGAUCAUGAAAAACACGUUACUCGAGCAGGAGUUAAGGAUCCAGCUGUUCCGUAAGCAGAUAGAAAAUCAUGACUGCCUUAAAGGAAAAACAAGGAAUCCUGUUCUUCCUUCGUGAUUUUUUUUGUUCAUCAAUUCUUUAGAUAAUUAUUAUUUUAUGUGAUAAGAAUAAGUUUUAUGGAGGUUUGAAGUAUACAUAUAUGGCUACGCUGCGGAGCGUUACAGUAAUGUUCCAAAUUUUGAACAUUAUUUCGAUCUGUUAUUGUUAAUAAGGUAACCAAAAAAUGUUACAAUUUAAAAUAAUAGCUUUUGCAGGUGUAAAUUUCCAAUAUUUUUCAAAACUUGGAACAUUGUUUUCUUAUUGAUUCUAUAGCGUUCAUCACCUUCUUUGAAAAUCCGCCGGAAAAUUAAAAAAAGGUUAAAAAUUAACAAAAUGACAGCAGUUUUUCUGAAAAAAUUAAAAAUCAAUUUUUUUUUAAACCCACGUUUAAAUGUGUUGUCAAUUUUUGUUUGAGCUUGCACGUUGAUAUUAAAGAUGCCUUUUAAGAUGCAGGGUUGCUAAAUAUGAUCGAAAUGAAAAAAUGUUAGAAAUAAAAGUUUGCAUGUCUCAAAAAGUUCUGUGAAAAACGUCUCUUAUUCUUCUGCGAUAUUUUUAAUAGUUAACAAAAAAAAUUCAAAAACUAUUCAUAGAUCUUUUUUAGACGUGCAAACUUUUAUUUAAAAAUUUUUCGUAUCUAUCAUUUGUUCUAUGAAAAAGUAGAAAAUUCAUUUGUAACACAAAAGAAUCCUUUUGACUACAAAAUAAAUUUAGCAAGCAUCAAACUUACAAGGUAUCGCCAUUAUCAAUGUACAAGUUCCAACAAAAAUUUAAAGGUGGGUUUUUUGAGAAAAUAGAUUUUUAAUUUUUUCAGAAAAACCGCUAUCAUUUUGUUAAUUUUAAACCUUUUUUCUAUUUUCCAGAGGAUUUUACCAUAAGGCGAUGAACGCUAUUAUAAUUGAUAAGAAAAUAAUAAACAUCUCAAUUAGGCUCUACAUCUCAAUAACUUUUUAGAAAAAAUUCCCUUCGCAAAUUGGAAAAAUGCGUAUCAUCUAAUUUUCUCUUAAAAAACAACAUAUUAUAGAAUGCUCAAGUUUCACGUAGGUUUCACGUAUAUAUAUUUAUUUAUGGCUGUGCUGGGGUGCGCUGAAAUAAUGUUCCAUGUUUUGAACAUUAUUUCAACAUGCAUCUGUGUUAUUGUUGAUAAGCAAACCAAAGACUGUUAAAAUUUAAAACAAAGCUUUCACAGGUGUAAAUUUGCAAUAAUGUUCAGAACUUGGAACAUUAUUUCAAAACAGAAACCUAAUUUUAUUUCUUAAUUUCGUUUUUUCGAACUCAAAAAAUUGUUUUUAUUGCACACUCCAAA
This is a messenger RNA of Belonocnema kinseyi, 2302 nucleotides long. RefSeq lists its product as uncharacterized. The transcript has 5 exons. Lineage: Eukaryota; Metazoa; Arthropoda; Insecta; Hymenoptera; Cynipidae. The record is from RefSeq and is a predicted model, not a curated record. The coding region runs from base 184 to 1017 and encodes 277 amino acids.